UAAUUUCUUGCAUGCCAGCAAUGCAGUGGAAGAGGAAAAUAACAACGGAGUGAAUCAGUGUUUGAUUGUCUCUCUUUGUGAUAAGUUUUUGUGGUAUCGAAUAACUUGAAUCUCGAGAAUGUCGUCUGCAAAUCCUCCCUCAAGUGAUCAAGGAAUCCCUGGUGGUCAUAAGCAUUUUGCCCACGAAUCUAAUGAAACAUUCUUGGCCUUGAUUGAGGAACAAAGAGAAAAUAUCAACAAUCUCGUUGGAGGGAAUUUGAAGUUGAAGAAGGUUGUUCAUGCGACGAAGCAAGUUGUUGCUGGCAUUCUCUAUCACGUCACGGCGGAUUUCGAGGAUGAUAACAGCCAAAGUGCCAAAUUCUCCUUCAAGUUGAUCGAUAGGCCGUGGGAUCAGCCUCAGGAGCGUGUCUUUGACCAUCAGCGUGUUGAAUAAUUGCAUUUUUUCAGCGAUUUUUGAUAAUGUUUUGAUGACAAUUCAAUAAAAGCCAGUGAAGGCGAUUGCAUUUGUAAGGUUUCCUGGCAGAGUGUGUCUUGGCUAAAGUGUGGGGCCUUUAAAAAUUAAAAGGCAAAUGAGUGCAACUUGUUGCAUUUACCGCAUUUGCAUAUUAGUUAGCCAAUCGAUUAUUCUGCUGUAAUAUCUACGUGUUAUAGUUCUGGAGGCAUUUCUCUUUUAAUAAAUCACGCAUAAAUGCA
This is a messenger RNA of Phlebotomus argentipes, 693 nucleotides long. RefSeq lists its product as uncharacterized. The record is from RefSeq and is a predicted model, not a curated record. Bases 119 to 433 code for a protein of 104 amino acids. NCBI's taxonomy places the organism in Eukaryota, Metazoa, Arthropoda, Insecta, Diptera, Psychodidae. The transcript has 3 exons. Gene Ontology annotation, molecular function: cysteine-type endopeptidase inhibitor activity.